Papilio xuthus (Asian swallowtail) is the source of this 2565-nucleotide messenger RNA. It is a transcript of the gene ScsbetaA, whose product is annotated as Succinyl-coenzyme A synthetase beta subunit, ADP-forming. NCBI's taxonomy places the organism in Eukaryota, Metazoa, Arthropoda, Insecta, Lepidoptera, Papilionidae. Gene Ontology annotation, cellular component: mitochondrion; succinate-CoA ligase complex. The coding region runs from base 158 to 1528 and encodes 456 amino acids. The record is from RefSeq and is a predicted model, not a curated record. The transcript is spliced from 10 exons. Gene Ontology annotation, biological process: tricarboxylic acid cycle; succinyl-CoA metabolic process. Gene Ontology annotation, molecular function: ATP binding; succinate-CoA ligase (ADP-forming) activity; metal ion binding.
ACCAAUGUCUGACCCUGAUCCUGAUCUCUGAUUCUGUUUCUGUCAUUCUGACUGAUAGAAAAUUAGAAUAGCUUAGCUUAGCCUCAAUUUGCCUAGAAAAAGGCAACACUGCUGCUGCUCCUUAGAACACCUUGGGACUUAUAGUUUGGCACGAAAAAUGGCGACUCUACUCCCUCGUUCUCUUGGCCUUGUAGAAAAUUUAUUUUUAAAAAAUGGACCUAAGAUACUGGCCCCAACAUCAGGCAACAGGCUACCAAAUAAACAACAAAUCAGACAUCUAAAUGUCCACGAAUACAUCAGCUAUACUUUAUUGCGUGACCAUGGUAUACCUGUUCCAAAAUUUAAUGUUGCAAAGACCAAGGAAGAUGCUGUUAAGUUUGCUACAGAACUUAACACCAAAGAUAUUGUACUCAAGGCACAGGUCCUUGCUGGAGGCCGUGGACGGGGAUCAUUUAAAAAUGGUCUCAAGGGAGGAGUUCGCAUGGUUGAUAAUCCAGAAACUGCGGGUGAUAUUGCUGGUAAAAUGUUGAAUCAAUAUUUGGUGACCAAACAGACAGGGGCGGCAGGCCGCAUUUGCAACAUGGUCAUGGUUACUGAGAGAAAAUUCCCUCGCAGGGAAUUCUAUGUGGCAAUCAUGAUGGAGCGUAGCUUCAAUGGACCUGUUAUAAUUGCGUCAUCACAAGGUGGUGUGAACAUAGAGGAUGUUGCUGCAGAGAACCCUGAUGCCAUUACUUAUGAGCCCAUUGAUAUUAUGAAGGGUAUCACCGAUGAGCAAAUAUGUAGAGUUGUGAAGAAGAUUGGUCUCAGUGAUCAUGCAGAGGAAGCACAUGGAAUGAUUAAAAAAAUGUAUGAUCUAUUUUUAAAAAAAGAUGCUCUACUGAUUGAAGUGAACCCUUAUGCUGAGGAUGCACUUACUGGCAAAUACUUUUGCUUAGAUGCCAAAUUCCGUUUUGAUGACAAUGCAGAUUUUAGACAGAAAGAAUUGUUUGCUCUGAGGGAUAUCAGUCAAGAGGAUCCAAAGGAAAUUGAGGCCGCUAAAUUUAACCUCAAUUAUAUUGCUCUUGAUGGUAACAUUGGAUGCAUGGUGAACGGGGCGGGGCUGGCCAUGGCCACCAUGGACAUCAUCAAGCUGUACGGCGGCGACCCCGCCAACUUCCUCGACGUCGGUGGCGGCGCCACCGCGCAGGCUGUAUCCGAGGCAUUUAAGAUCAUCCUGUCAGACCCGAAGGUGUCUGCCAUCCUGGUGAACAUCUUCGGUGGUAUCAUGCGUUGUGACGUGAUCGCUGAGGGCAUCAUCACCGCCGCCAAGAACCUCAACAUACAGAUACCAGUGAUUGUCCGUCUGCAGGGUACAAAAGUAAACGAGGCCCGCAAGUUGAUAGCGGACUCCGGUCUGCGCAUUGUGCCGCGUGACGACCUGGACGAGGCGGCACAGCUGGUCGUGCAGCUGUCGGAGAUCGUCGCCCUCGCUAAGAAAGCCGGUGUCGAGGUGAAGUUCGACAUACCACGAUACAUGAUCGAGAAGUAGACCGCAGUAUUACAUAGUAUCUCACGCUGACGUACCGAGGCAAAUUACUAUUUUCAAUAGUACUCUAUCACAGUUUUUUGUUACUAAAAGCCUAAUGGUAUAUUCAACAUUUGAAUAAUCUAGAACAUUUUAGGCAAUUUCUUAGUUGCCUGGUCUAAUAAUUAAACAGAAACAUCGCAAUGAAAGACCCUUGCGAGAGUUGUGAUAAGGCUUAUUAGUAAUGCCUCAGACGACAGCAUUAGGUAUUUUCAUUCUAUUUAAUCUCAUUAGAUUGUUUCGAAUACUAAUCAUUUAAAUCAUAAUUGCUUACUUUGUAUUCGCAAGCGAAUUAUUUAUUGUAUUAUUGCAAUUGUAACUUUUAAGGAUACAUUGUGAGCUGUAUUAUUUAUUUCCUAUUGUAUUAGAAAUGUAUAAACAUACAUGCUAUUGUUGAUCAUUGGUUCAGAGUAUUUAUGACAUUUAUAGUGUUGCCAUGUUUAAAUUAUUUCAUUGUUUUUGGUAGAUGCUAUGCCAAUUCUAUUUUUACCAGAAACAAUACCAAAUUAAAUGAAUCAUAAUUCAGUAAAAAAUUAUCCUUUCUUAUUUAUUGAAUCAACGCUAGGAAUAAGUAGAUGUUAUUUUUUUUGUAGUUAGUUUGCAAUAAAGUAUGAUAUUACAUGUUACUGUACUACAUUCUACGCCAUUUACGAUCCGAUCCACAAUUUAGGGAAAAUUUUUGUAACAUUUUCUACAUGUAUACAAAUAUGUCUGUAAAGUUGUAGAAUGCUAGUGCCUCGAGUUGUAUUUAUUUUGCAUAGUAUUAAAUGUUGAAGUUAAAAAGACGUUAACCCUACCGGUUGUAAUUUAUAUUUGCAAUACUCUAUACACAUUAUAAAUGUAUUUAUGUACAUUAUUUGUAGAUACAAUUUGGUUGGUUGUAGUAUUGAUGUAACUAUGUUCAGUUUAUCGUGAAAACAAAGUACAAUAUGUACCAAGAUUUAUUUAGUAAUGUAAUCUUAUUGUUGUUACAAGUAAUAAAUUCAUAACAUUACAUCCAA